AUGAAAGACAGCGGCCCUUCAGCCCCCCGCUGGGCUCUCCUCUCCCCAGCAGCCGCUCCCCCGAUCCUCACCUUCAACGAGCCCUCCAUGGAUCUCCACGUCCUCUCCCGCACCGACUCGCACAACAGCUCAGAUCUUCAGCCUCCACCGCCAUAUCCACUGCUCCCACAGCCGGAGAUUCAGCCCAGACAACCAAUCAACGCAGGCGAAGCGUGUUCCCCAGAGGGCCAAUGGAACUGCAUGACGACUUCGUGGCAGCGCUGCGCGAGCGGUUCAUGGAGCGGCGUCGUCUCGUGUGCGAUGGGAACGAUAUGCCAGCCUUUUGGUUUGACGGACUACAUCACCAUUGAGCAUACUGCGACUUCUGAUUCCAACGAUGGCGAGGCUCAUCAGGAGGAUAACGGGCAUGCGAGUGGUGGGAGAAAAGGGGAUGUGCGUGGGAAGAGCGGCAAGAGUAGUAGUUCUGGGAUGAGGAACUCGCCGGUGGAAAGACUGAAGAUGAGAGGCAUGCAUGUGUUGGUGGGAAGGCCAUUGAGCGUGUCUGGUCUUGCUCCCCAGAGGUUUAAUGCGUGGAUGCAUGGGAAUGCUUCACAAGAUGGAUUCGGGCUUGAACCAUUAACAACUGUCCAUGUUUGCUAG
Molecule: messenger RNA, 639 nt
Organism: Trichoderma reesei QM6a
Lineage: Eukaryota; Fungi; Ascomycota; Sordariomycetes; Hypocreales; Hypocreaceae
Exons: 2
Coding region: 1-639 (212 amino acids)
Source: RefSeq, a predicted model, not a curated record